AUGAAUUUAAUAUGUAAAUAUGACUUUUAACUUAAUUUUAGGCACAGGCAGAUAUAUGCAAAACUAAUUAUUUAAGGAUGCGAUUUAUAAUAUUGGUAUGCUACUUAGAUUUAGUAGCCUUUUGAGAUAAAUUGAAUAAUAAAAUGUCUAAAAGAUUAUGUGUAAAAAUAAAUAGAACAAAAAAGCACUAAAUCUUUAAACAUUUUGUAAGCUUAAGAAAAAAGUAUCAUUAAAUAAUAGAAGGGAAAAUUAAUAAAAUGGACAAUUUAAUUAAUCUUAAUAGAAUGAGAUUGAAAAUUCAAUUUAAUAUUAAAAUCAAGGUAAUUUUAAACAUGCAUUAUUUCGAAGCAAUUGCUUUAUAAUAUAUAAAUGAUUUUGAAGAGGCAUUACAAUAUUAUGGAUUAGAUACUGAAAUAAGCCCAAAAAAUUCAGACUAUUAUAAUCAUAAAGGUAUAAAUUAUUAAAUUCAUACAUUUUUAAGCAAUAAGUUUAUAACAGAUGAAUAGAUUUAUAGAAGCAUUAGAUUGUUAUGAUUAGGCAAUUCAGUUGGAUCCAGAAAUUCCAAUAUUUAAAUUCAACAAAGGUAUAAUUAUUAUAAUAAUCUAUCUUAGCGAAUGCUUUAUAUCUAAUGAAAAAAUAUGAAGAAGCAUUAAAAUUUUAUGAUGAAGCAAUUGAAUUAUAUGAAGAUUCAAGAUAUUUCAUUAACAAAGGUAAAAGAAAUAAAUUAUUAUUCUUUUUUUAGCAAAUACAUUAAAAGAAAUGAAAAGAUAUGAAGAUGCAUUAAUAUGUUUUGAUAAAGCAAUUGAGUAAGAUCCAGAAAAUAUAGAUUCUAUAUGUUGUAAAGGUUAAAAUAUAUAAUUAUGCUAUUUUAGCAAAUACAUUAUGUGAAAUGAAAAGAUUUGAAGAGGCAUUAAAAUAUUAUGACCAAGCAAUUAAGAAAAAUCCAGAAGAUUCAAUCUAUUUCUUCAACAAAGGUAGAAUAAAAAUAAUCUUUCUUUUUAGCAAAUGCCUUAUAAUCAAUGAAUAGAUUUGAAGAAUCAUUAGAUUAUUUUGAUAAGGCGAUUGAAAAAGAAAAAGAAGAUUCAAGAUAUUUCAAUUGCAAAGGUUUAAAAUUAUUUAUUAAACAUAAGGAGUUACUUUAUAUCAUAUGAGUAGAUUUGAGGAUGCAUUAAUAUGUUUUGAUCAAGCAAUUAAGAAAAACCCAUUGGAUUCAAGAUAAUAUGCAAACAAAGGUAUAAGGUUACAAUUAAAUUAUCUCAGCAAGUGCCUUAAAAUAAAUGAAAAGAUAUGUAGAAGCAUUAGAUAAUAUAGAUAAUGCAAUUAAGUAUAACCCAGAAGAUAUAGAAAUAUUAUGUUAUAAAGGUAAUUGAUAGUAUUUCUCAAACUUAGCUAAUAUCUUAAGAGAGAUGAAAAAAUUUGAAGAAGCAAUAGAAUGUUUUGAUUAUGCAAUUUAAUAAAAUUCAGAUGAUUCAAGACAUUUUAAUAGUAAAGGUAGAAAUGUUUUAUUUCUUAGCAAUCAUCUUAAAUGAAAUAAAAAGAUAUGAAGAUGCAUUAGAAUUUUAUGAUUAUGCAAUUUAGAAAAACCCUGAGGAGCCUAACUAUUUCUUUAACAAAGGUAUGAAAUAGACUCAAUUAUUUAAUUUAGCAAAUAAUUUAGCUGAUAUGAAAAGAUAUGAUGAUGCAUUGGAAUAUUAUGAUUAUGCAAUUUAAAGAAACCCUUAAGAUGCAAGAUACUAUAUAAAUAAAGGUAAAAAAUUAUUUUAGUUUUAGCAAAUAUUUUAAAACUAUUGAAGAGAUAUGAAGACGCAUUAAAAUAAUACGAUUAGGCAAUUUAAAAUAAUCCCGAGGAUCCAAUUUAUUUCUAUCACAAAGGUAUAAAAAUAGUUAUGUUUAGCAAAUACAUUAACUGAAAUGAAAAGAUUUAAUGAUGCAAUGAAAUAUUACGAUUAUGCAAUCAAAAGAAACCCUGAUGACGCAAGAUACUAUGUAGAAAAAGGUAAAAAAAGUAUUUUAGUUUUAGCAAAUAUAUUAAAACUAUAGAAGAAAUAUGAAGACUCAUUAAAAUUCUAUGAUCUUGCAAUUUAAAAUAAUCCUGAGAACCCAAUUUAUUUUUAUCACAAAGGUAUAAAAGUAGUUAUUCUGUUUAGCAAAUACAUUAGCUGAUAUGAAAAGAUAUGAUGAUGCAUUGGAAUAUUACGAUUAUGCAAUAAAAAGAAACCCUGAUGAUCCAUCUUACUACUUUAAUAAAUGUAUGGAAAAAAAUUUUUACUUUUAUAGCAAAGAUCUUAAGUGAAAUUUAUUAACAUGAAGAAGCAUUAAAACAUUUAGAUCUUGCAAUUUUGAAAAACCCAUAAGAUCGAAAUUAUUUACUUCAUAAAGGUAUAAAAGAAAAGUUUAUAAUUUCUUAGCUAAUACCUUAUCUAAUAUGAGAAGAUAUGUAGAAGCUUUAGAAUGUAUUGAAAAUGCAAUUUAAAAAAACCCUUAGGAUUCAAUUUAUUACUUAAAUAAAGGUAUGAAUUAAAUAAAAUACUUUUUCAGCAAAUAUUUUAAGUUAAAUGAACAAUUUAUAAGAAGCCUUAAAAUACUAUGAUAUUGCAAUAUCAAAAAAUCCAGAUGAUUCACAAUAUUACAAUUAUAAAGGUAUAAAAAUUACAUUAUUUUUAGCAAUUAACUUAGAAAAGAUGAAAAGAUAUGAAGAAGCUUUACGAUAUUUUGAUAAUGCGAUUUAGAAAAACCCUGAAAAUGCUAAUUAUUUAAUUAACAAAGGUAUUAACAGAUAAAUACUAUUUAUUAGCAAAUACCUUAUUUGAAAUGAAAAGAUAUGAAGAAGCAUUAAAAUAUUAUAAUUAAGGGAUUGAAAAAAACUCUGAAAAUUCAAAUUAUUUAGUUAACAAAGGUAUUAACAAAUAAAUUAUUAUUUUUUAGCAAAUACCUUAUUUCAAAUGAAAAGAUAUGAAGAAGCAUUAAAAUAUUAUAAUUAGGGGAUUGAAUAAAAUCCAAAAGAUUCCACGUUUUAUUAUAACAAAGGUAUAAAUCAAACAAUUAUUCUUUCUCAGCAAAUUGCUUAUUUGAAAUCAAAAGAUACGAAGAAGCAUUAAAAUAUUUUGAUUAUGCUAUACAAAAAAUCCCUGAAGAAUCGGGAUAUUUCGGUAACAAAGGUAGAUUAAAAAUAAUUAUUAUCCCUAGCAUUAACUUUAAUUGAAUUGAAAAGAUUUGAUGAAGCAUUAAAAAAUUUUGAUUUAGCAAUUUAGUUUGAUCCUGAAAAUCCAAAAAAUUUCUUUGAUAAAGGUAUUUGGAAAAAUUUCUUAUUUAGCAAACCUUCUAAAGUAAAUGAAACGCUUUUAAGAGGCAUUAAAAUAUUAUGAAUUUGCAAUUUAGAAAAACCCAAAAGAUUCAGCCUUCUAUUUUUGCAAAGGUAUAAAAUUAACAAUUAAUAUUUCCCAGCAUUAACUUUAUUUGAAAUGAAAAGAUUUGAAGAAGCUUUAAAAUAUUUUGAUUUUGCAAUUGAAAAAAACUCAGAGAAUUCCACUUAUUAUUUUAACAAAGGUAUUAAAGAAAAAAAAUUACUUUAGCAAUUACCUUAAAUGAAAUGAAAAGAAAUGUAGAGGCAUUAAAAUAUUUUGAUUUGGCUAUUUAGAAGAACCCAUAAGAUUUUAAAUGUUUGUUUCACAAAGGUAUAAAAGAUGAACUAAUUUAUUCAAGGAAAAACAUUACUUGAAAUGUUAAGAUUUAAAGAAGCAAUUGAAUGCCUUGAUUAUGCAUUUUCGAAAACCCCAUAAGAUUCCGAUUAUUCCCAAAGUUCAGGUAUGCAAGAUACAAUAUUAUAUAGAGUUUGCAAAUUUUAAAGAACUUUUUAAGAACAUUAAAUAGUAUUAAAAAUAAUUCAAAAAAUGA
Messenger RNA from Paramecium primaurelia, 3894 nucleotides. Lineage: Eukaryota; Ciliophora; Oligohymenophorea; Peniculida; Parameciidae. The record is from the annotation of a GenBank genome assembly.